This is a messenger RNA of Otolemur garnettii (small-eared galago), 6276 nucleotides long. RefSeq names its product Rho associated coiled-coil containing protein kinase 1 (gene ROCK1). Gene Ontology annotation, cellular component: cytoplasm; cytoskeleton. The transcript is spliced from 32 exons. Gene Ontology annotation, biological process: cortical actin cytoskeleton organization; actomyosin structure organization; embryonic morphogenesis. The record is from RefSeq and is a predicted model, not a curated record. Gene Ontology annotation, molecular function: ATP binding; Rho-dependent protein serine/threonine kinase activity; small GTPase binding. Lineage: Eukaryota; Metazoa; Chordata; Mammalia; Primates; Galagidae. Bases 953 to 4825 code for a protein of 1290 amino acids.
GCGCGCGCGAGGCCGGACUUGUUCCCCUUCCGACUGUCCGCGCCCCGCAUGCGCAGUCCGCGCCGGCGCUCUCCGUUUGUUUGAACAGGAAGGCGGACAUAUUAGUCCCUCUCGGCCCCCCUCGCCCCACCCCCCAGGCAUUCGCCGCCGCGACUCGCCCUUUCCCCUGCCGGGACGCAGCCCCUCCCAGUUGCUCCCCAUCAGCAGCGGUAGGGACCAGACUGUCGUCUUCCUCACUGCCUGCUCUUCAGCCUGUGCUCUCCUAAGUCUCCAUCGGGCACCGCCUCGCCCUGCCCCGCCGGACACGGUAGCAGCAACCCCAACAUCAACGGGACAAAAUGAGACAGUGAGGCUUCCCCGCGGGGACCAGCUCUUCCUCAAGACGGAUCGGUGCGUCAGGCCAGGCCAAAUAGAGCCGGGGAUGCGGGGCUAGACCGCCUACUGCGCCUCUGAGUGGAGCGGGCCCGGCCCGUGGCCCGAGCGGCGGCUGCAGCUGGCACAGCUCUUCACCCGCCCUUCGCCUUCGCCUUUCCUCUUCUCCCUCCCCUGCUGCCCCGAGGAGUUUCCACCCUGCUUCUCUUUCUCUCGCCUCUCCUGCCCAUCUCGGGACGGGGACCCCUCCAUGGCGACGGCGGCGGGGGCCCGCUAGGCUGAAGCACCUCGCCGGAACGACGAGGCUAGCGGCGACGGCGUUGUCGGCUGUCGCGAAGGGCUGCCGGGUGGGAUGCGACUUUGGGCGUCCGAGCGGCUGUGGGUCGCUGUUGCCCCCGGCCGGGGGUCUGGAGAGCGGAGGUCCCCUUAGUGAGGGGGAGGAGGGGGAACUGGGCGCACCUGGUGACCCAGAGGUUCCGGCUCCUCAGCCCCGCGGCUACGAACCCACCACGGAGGAAGUUGGUUGAAAUUGCUUUCCGGGCUGGUGCUGGUACAAGGGUAUUGUCACUGUAGCAGCAACAUGUCGACUGGGGACAGUUUUGAGACUCGAUUUGAAAAAAUCGACAACCUGCUGCGGGAUCCCAAGUCGGAAGUGAAUUCGGAUUGUUUGCUGGAUGGAUUGGAUGCUUUGGUAUAUGAUUUGGAUUUUCCUGCCUUAAGAAAAAACAAAAACAUUGACAACUUUUUAAGCAGAUAUAAAGAUACAAUAAAUAAAAUUAGAGAUUUACGAAUGAAAGCUGAAGAUUAUGAAGUAGUCAAGGUGAUUGGUAGAGGUGCAUUUGGAGAAGUUCAAUUGGUAAGGCAUAAAUCUACCAGGAAGGUAUAUGCUAUGAAGCUUCUUAGCAAAUUUGAAAUGAUUAAGAGAUCUGAUUCUGCUUUUUUCUGGGAAGAAAGAGACAUCAUGGCUUUUGCUAACAGUCCCUGGGUUGUUCAGCUUUUCUAUGCAUUCCAAGAUGAUCGUUAUCUCUACAUGGUGAUGGAAUACAUGCCUGGUGGAGAUCUUGUAAACUUAAUGAGCAACUAUGAUGUACCUGAAAAAUGGGCACGUUUCUAUACUGCAGAAGUAGUUCUUGCAUUGGAUGCAAUUCAUUCCAUGGGUUUUAUCCAUAGAGAUGUGAAGCCUGAUAACAUGCUGCUGGAUAAAUCUGGACAUUUGAAGUUAGCAGAUUUUGGUACUUGUAUGAAGAUGAAUAAGGAAGGUAUGGUACGAUGUGAUACAGCAGUUGGAACACCUGAUUAUAUUUCCCCAGAGGUAUUAAAAUCCCAAGGUGGUGAUGGUUAUUAUGGAAGAGAAUGUGACUGGUGGUCUGUUGGGGUAUUUUUAUAUGAGAUGCUUGUAGGUGAUACACCUUUUUAUGCAGAUUCUCUGGUUGGGACUUAUAGUAAGAUUAUGAACCAUAAAAAUUCACUUACCUUCCCUGAUGACAAUGACAUAUCAAAAGAAGCAAAAAAUCUUAUUUGUGCCUUCCUUACUGACAGAGAAGUGAGAUUAGGGCGAAAUGGUGUAGAAGAAAUCAAACGACAUCUCUUCUUCAAAAAUGAUCAGUGGGCUUGGGAAACCCUUCGAGACACUGUAGCACCAGUCGUACCUGAUUUAAGUAGUGACAUUGAUACUAGUAAUUUUGAUGACCUGGAAGAAGAUAAAGGAGAUGAAGAAACAUUCCCUAUUCCUAAAGCUUUUGUUGGCAAUCAGCUACCUUUUGUAGGAUUUACAUAUUAUAGCAAUCGUAGAUAUUUAUCUUCAGCAAAUCCUAAUGAUAACAGAACUAGCUCCAAUGUGGAUAAAAGCUUGCAGGAAAGUUUGCAAAAAACAAUCUAUAAGCUGGAAGAACAGCUACAUAAUGAAAUGCAAUUAAAAGAUGAAAUGGAGCAGAAGUGCAGAACUUCAAAUAUAAAACUAGACACAAUAAUGAAAGAAUUGGAUGAAGAGGGAAGUCAAAGAAGAAAUCUAGAAUCUACAGUGUCCCAAAUAGAGAAAGAAAAAAUGGUGCUACAGCAUAGAAUUAAUGAAUACCAAAGAAAAGCUGAGCAGGAAAAUGAAAAGAGGAGAAAUGUAGAAAAUGAAGUUUCUACAUUAAAGGAUCAAUUGGAAGACUUAAAGAAAGUAAGUCAGAAUUCACAGCUUGCUAAUGAGAAGCUGGCACAAUUACAAAAACAGCUAGAAGAAGCCAAUGACUUACUUAGGACAGAAUCGGACACAGCAGUAAGAUUAAGGAAGAGUCACACAGAGAUGAGCAAGUCAAUUAGUCAGCUAGAGUCCCUGAACAGAGAAUUGCAAGAGAGAAAUAGAAUUUUAGAGACUUCAAAAUCACAAACGGACAAGGAUUAUUACCAGCUACAGGCUGUAUUGGAAGCUGAACGAAGAGACAGGGGUCAUGAUUCUGAGAUGAUUGGAGACCUGCAAGCUCGAAUUACAUCUUUGCAAGAGGAGGUGAAGCAUCUCAAACAUAAUCUUACUCUCAUUUCACAGGAAAAGAAUAAUUUAGAGAUAGAUUUAAACUAUAAACUUAAAUCAUUACAACAGCGGUUAGAACAAGAGGUAAAUGAACACAAGGUAACCAAAGCUCGUUUAACUGACAAACAUCAGUCUAUUGAAGAGGCAAAGUCUGUUGCAAUGUGUGAGAUGGAAAAAAAGCUGAAAGAAGAGAGAGAAACUCGAGAGAAGGCUGAAAAUAGGGUUGUUCAGAUUGAGAAACAAUGUUCCAUGUUAGAUGUUGAUCUGAAACAAUCUCAGCAGAAGCUAGAGCAUUUGGCUGAAAAUAAAGAAAGGAUGGAGGAUGAAGUUAAGAAUCUAACCCUGCAACUGGAGCAGGAAUCAAAUAAGCGACUGUUGUUACAAAAUGAAUUGAAGACUCAAGCAUUUGAGGCGGACAAUUUAAAGGUUUUACAAAAGCAGAUGAAACAGGAAAUAAAUACUUUAUUGGAAGCAAAGAGGUUGUUAGAAUUUGAGUUAGCUCAGCUUACAAAACAAUAUAGAGGAAAUGAAGGACAAAUGCGGGAACUACAAGAUCAGCUUGAAGCCGAGCAGUAUUUCUCGACACUUUAUAAAACCCAGGUAAAAGAACUUAAAGAAGAAAUUGAAGAAAAAAACAGAGAAAAUUUAAAGAAAAUACAGGAACUGCAAAAUGAAAAGUGGUUUGUUCAGCUUGAAGAAACGAACAGCAUGCUAACCAAAGACAUUGAAUUAUUAAGAAAAGAAAAUGAAGAGCUAACUGAGAAAAUGAAGAGGGCAGAGGAAGACUAUAAGUUGAAGAAGGAGGAGGAGAUCGGUAAUCUUAAAGCUGCCUAUGAAAAGAAUAUCAAUACUGAACGAACUCUUAAAACCCAGGCUGUUAACAAGCUGGCAGAAAUAAUGAACCGAAAAGAUUUUAAAAUUGAUAGAAAGAAAGCUAAUACACAAGAUUUGAGAAAGAAAGAAAAGGAAAAUCGAAAGCUACAACUGGAACUCAACCAAGAAAGAGAAAAAUUCAACCAGAUGGUAGUGAAACAUCAGAAGGAACUGAAUGAGAUGCAAGCGCAAUUGGUAGAAGAAUGUACGCAUAGGAAUGAGCUUCAGAUGCAGUUGGCUAGCAAAGAGAGUGAUAUCGAGCAAUUGCGUGCUAAACUUUUGGACCUUUCGGAUUCUACAAGUGUUGCUAGUUUUCCUAGUGCUGAUGAAACUGAUGGAAACCUUCCAGAAUCAAGAAUUGAAGGUUGGCUUUCUGUACCAAAUAGAGGAAAUAUCAAACGAUAUGGCUGGAAAAAACAGUAUGUUGUAGUUAGCAGCAAAAAAAUUUUGUUCUACAAUGAUGAACAAGACAAGGAACAAUCCAAUCCAUCUAUGGUAUUGGACAUAGAUAAAUUGUUUCAUGUUCGACCUGUAACCCAAGGAGAUGUGUAUAGAGCUGAAACUGAAGAAAUUCCUAAAAUAUUCCAGAUACUAUAUGCAAAUGAAGGUGAAUGUAGAAAAGAUGUAGAGAUGGAACCAGUACAACAAGCAGAGAAAACCAAUUUCCAAAAUCACAAAGGCCAUGAGUUCAUUCCUACCCUCUACCACUUUCCUGCCAAUUGUGAGGCCUGUGCCAAACCUCUCUGGCAUGUUUUUAAGCCACCCCCAGCCCUAGAGUGUCGAAGAUGCCAUGUUAAGUGCCACAGAGAUCACUUAGAUAAAAAAGAAGAUUUAAUUUCUCCAUGUAAAGUAAGUUAUGAUGUAACAUCAGCAAGAGAUAUGCUGCUGUUAGCAUGUUCUCAGGAUGAACAAAAAAAAUGGGUAACACAUUUAGUAAAGAAAAUCCCUAAGAAUCCACCAUCUGGUUUUGUUCGUGCCUCCCCUCGAACUCUUUCUACAAGAUCCACAGCAAAUCAGUCUUUCCGAAAAGUGGUCAAAAAUACAUCUGGAAAAACUAGCAGUUAACCAGGCAGCCCAGUGCCUUGUGGAAUCGUGUGGAAAGCUACCUGAAAAACCAGGCUUCUUUAACCAUGCAAAGCAGACAGGCUAUUUCUUUGACACAAAUAUCACAGGCUUCAGGGUUAAGAUUGCUGUUAUUCUGUUCUUGCUUUGGCACAACACACUGAGGGUUUUUUUUUUAUUGCGGGUUUGCCUACAGGUAGAUUAGAUUAAUUAUUACUAUGUAAUGCAAGUACAAUUGGGGGGAAGCUUAGGUAGAUAUAUUUUUUUUAAAAAAGGUGCUGCCUUUUUGAAUUCCUAAGAAAAUGCCUGUCAAUCGUGAUAGAACAGAGUUUUCCUCAUAUGAGUGAGAGGAAGGGACUUUCACUUUCAAGUGGAAUGGCCAUCACUAUCAAGAUCAGCUCAUGGAAGGAGUAAUAAAAAUAUCUCAAAAUGAGACAAACUGAAGUUUUUUUUAAAUGACUUAAAUUUGCGUGCUCUUGCAAGACUCUACAAAACUAUUUUAGUAAAGCAGUGGUAUCACUUGAACUUCAGUGCCCUCACUGUAGAAUUUAAAAGCCUUACUGUUGAUUGCCCAUGGAGGACUGGAUGGAGAAGUUAAAUGUCUUACAUUAUGCUUUACAAAAUACUGUAUAUGUUUCAGCAAGUUGGGGGAGUGGGAGAAGACAAGAAAAAAUUACAUUUAAUCUAUGCAUUUUGCCAAGCCAUAUUGAGUUACUUUACUACUAGAGACAUUAGGAACUAACUGUACAAAAGAACCAACUUUAAAAGCAUUUUGUGGGGUACAUCAUUUCUGUAACUGUAUAAUGUGUUUCUUUGUGGUUUUAAGUGAUAAAGACAUUAAGUUAACAAACAUAUAAGAAAUGUAUGCACUGUUUGAAAUGUAAAUUAUUCUUAGAACACUUUCGAUGGGAAUUGCAUUGCCCUUUUAGUGCCUUAAAUUUGAGAGAAUUAUUUUACUGCCAUGAGUAAGUAUAGAAAUGUCAGAAAACUUAUUUUCAAAAAAUUAUGUGUGUCAGUGGUUUUUCUCCUUAAUAAUUGGUUUAAUUUAAAAUAGAGGUUUGUUGGACUUUCAUAAAUUGAGUACAAUCUUUGCAUCGAACUACCUGCUAUAAGGACUUUAUAAAACUAGCUGCAAAAAAAUGUAGAAGGUUGCACCAAUAUAAAAAGAAAAUUAUGGCAAUACAUUCGUGAUGUUUUCCAGUUAACAUAGGAAUAACCAGAUAAAUACUGUUAAACUCUUGUCUAAUGACAAGAGCUGAUUCAUGUGGGCAGUAUGAUUUAUUGUUUCUUUUUUAACCAAAUACCUCCUCAGUAAUUUAUAAUGGCUUUGCAGUAAUGUGUGUCAAAUAAGAAGCACUGGAAAACUGAUCGUCUCUAGGAUGAUAUGCAUGUUUCAAGUGGUAUGAAAGCCGCACUGAUGGAUAUGUAGUAAUAAACAUAUCUGUUAUUAAUAU